AAGUCUUAGAAUAAACACAUUCUUUUUUUCAACAAGGUCAACUUUUUUCCUCAUUAUCCACUGGAUUUUUCCAGUAUCAGUGCACUGAAGCUGUAAUUCUGAGAGUAUAUAGACAUGAACUUAACUAUCUUAAAAUAAGCAUAUUCUUUUUCUCAACAAGGUGAACUUUUUCCUCAUUAUCCAGUGGCUUUUUCCGUAUCAGGGCACUGAAGCUGUUGAAUGCCUCUUCCUAAACUUUCAUGAGCCAAAUGAGGUCCAAGUAAAUUCAAAAGCAUUUGAAAAGAUGAACAGAUUGUGGCUGCUUCAUCUCAAUAAUGUUCAUCUCAGGGAAGGUUACGAACAUAUCUCCAGAAAACUAUGGUGGCUAUGUUGGAAUGGUUUCCCAUUGAAAUGUUUGCCGUCAAACCUGCAUAUGGAGAAUUUAGUUACUCUUGACUUGCGCUAUAGUAGCCUGAAAAAAGCGUGGAAUGGAACCAAGAUAUUGGUCAAACUGAAAUUCCUUUACCUAAGUUAUUCCUAUCACCUAAUCGAAACCCCUGACUUCUCUGGACUCAAGAAUCUUGAGGAACUGUUUCUUAAUGAUUGCAUAAGAUUGGUAGAGGUUGACAAAUCUAUUAGAUUUCUCAACAAACUUGUUAUCCUAGAUAUGAAGAACUGUAAAAAACUUCGGAAGCUUCCCUCAAGCAUUUGGAUGUUGAAAUCUCUUGGAAGUCUUGAUCUCUCUGGCUGCUCCAUGAUUGGAAAAUUUUCUGGAUUCAAAGGAUCACCGUCUAAAUCAUAGUCAUCAUUCCUCUCAUCUUGGAAUUUCAGAACAAAGAGAGUGGGUUCUAUUGGUUUGUCACUUUCCCCAGUACUUGGCUUAAGUUGC
This is a messenger RNA of Rhododendron vialii, 868 nucleotides long. Its product is annotated as disease resistance protein RPS6-like. The transcript has 3 exons. Bases 284 to 781 code for a protein of 165 amino acids. Lineage: Eukaryota; Viridiplantae; Streptophyta; Magnoliopsida; Ericales; Ericaceae. Gene Ontology annotation, biological process: defense response. The record is from RefSeq and is a predicted model, not a curated record.